Medicago truncatula (barrel medic) is the source of this 831-nucleotide messenger RNA. RefSeq lists its product as uncharacterized. Lineage: Eukaryota; Viridiplantae; Streptophyta; Magnoliopsida; Fabales; Fabaceae. The transcript is spliced from 5 exons. The coding region runs from base 1 to 465 and encodes 154 amino acids. The record is from RefSeq and is a predicted model, not a curated record.
AUGUCAAAAGUUUUAGUUGAAGCUACAGAAAAAAAUUUAUUCUUUUUCUCACAAACCAUAAGGGCAUCGCGACUCAUCUUCUCCCUCUCAUCCUCUCAUCUUCUCACCGGCGUUCCCUGCAGGUGUCGUCUCUCCGGAAACCGCUUUCCUUUCCGUCACUCUACAUCUCACUUCCUUCUCAGCUGCCACAGAGAUCCUAGACUAGCUCGUGUGGUGCUAUUUUGCAGCAGAAGCAUACAUCCAUAUUCGGAUCUUCCGCUCUCUCAUCCUCUUCUCGUUUUUCUUCCUGAUCUCGUCCCUGCUUCCUCUAAGACCUGCAACUGGAGUUAUCCUCCUUCGAGACUUAAAAGAUUUUGCCUUAUGGAAUUGAAACUUGGAUUAGAGAUGGUUGUGGUUGGUAGGGAAUUGAAACUUGGAUUAGAGAGCGUUAGAGUUUUGUUUCAGUACUUUGGGAGAGUUGCAUAGAAAGACAAGUGCUCAAUGGGGGAUUGUUUUUGAAACUCAGGUUCCUCUUUCGCUUCCUCUUUUAAUGCUUUUUUAUCAAGUUCUAUUGUUUUGUGACUUAGCAUUAUGUGAACCUUAUUUGAUCUAUGUGUACGUGUGUGUGCGUGCGCGCGCGCGCAUGUAUCAGAGAAGUUCAAGAAGAGCAUAACAUUAAGGAGAUAACGAGGACCAUACAUAUAUAUGAAGAAGAGAACCCUACAAAAUAAUUGAAGAGCAUAAGUUUACUUUAUAAAUAUUCAUGGUUGCUGAACUAUGUUACACAUUGUAAUAUUACAAUUUAUGUAAAAAAAAUGAUUUGUUAGUACUAAUAAUUGUUAUUUAGGUGAA